This is a messenger RNA of Ipomoea nil (Japanese morning glory), 663 nucleotides long. RefSeq lists its product as uncharacterized. The coding region runs from base 1 to 663 and encodes 220 amino acids. The transcript has a single exon. The record is from RefSeq and is a predicted model, not a curated record. Lineage: Eukaryota; Viridiplantae; Streptophyta; Magnoliopsida; Solanales; Convolvulaceae.
AUGCACCGUAGUGCCUAUGAUCAUACUCUAUUUUACAGACACUCUAACCAUGGCAGUAUUUUGUUAUUUGUCAAUGUUGAUGAUAUUGUGAUAAGAGGUGAUGAUGUAAGAGGAGUUGAUGCGCUUAAGUCUUUUCUUAAAGUGAAAUUCCAUACGAAAGAUCUGGGGGUGUUGAAGUACUUCCUUGGGAUUGAAGUUGUUCAUUCUAAGAGAGGCAUAUUUCUUUCACAACGGAAAUAUGUGCUAGAUUUACUUGAAGACUCUAGGCUCUUAGGGUCAAAGCCCUAUGAGACUCCUAUGGACCAGAGUGUUAAACUUGUAACUAGUGAGUGGGAACUUCUUGAAGACCUGGAGAGGUAUAGGAGACUGGUUGGUAAGUUGAACUAUCUUACUAUCACUCGUCUUGAUAUUGCCUUUCCAGUAAGUGUGGUGAGUCAGUUCAUGGCGUCUCCUACUAAACUUCAUUGGGAAGCUGCAAUUCGAAUUGUAAAGCAUUUGAAGGGUGCUCCUGGGAAAGGAAUCUUGUAUGCCAGUCAUGGGCAUGUAAGUGUUGAAGCCUUUUCUGUCGUUGAUUGGGUUGGGUCACCGAGUGACAAGAGAUCUAUAAUUGGAUAUUGUGUGUUCUUUGGUGGCAAUCUAGUCUCGUGUAAGAGUUGGAAGUAG